CAAAGUCAAGAAGGCAGAAAAUGAAUAUGGGUGAUCACUGAUCAGACCUGACCGGAUAAGAGACAUAAUGGGUUGAGACUUGAGACUAACUCGACUAACCAAUAGAAUAUGAGUAUGAUAAUGAUAGUGAUUGAUCAUAUGAUUCUGGAUUAUCGAGUAUGAAGCUGAAAGCAGAGGAGACACUGUUGAGUGAAGUAAUCCACAAUUCCCAUUUCACAAUGACCGGCCCUCUUCUCCUCAGGCAAUUCCUGCUUCAUCACCGCCUUCUCUUCCGAAACUUCAACGGUCUCGCCGUCGGAGCGAUUCCUCCUCCGCCUCCUCGCCGCCUCUGCUGCUGCUCCACCGUCCCCUCCGAUCAGGCCGACGACAACGUUACCAGCACCAGCAGCAACCCUAGUUAUGUUUGGAAAGCUAAGGAAGCAUCAUCAUCGAUUAGUAGCUUCCAGGAUGACCCGGAGUUUCGGAAAUGGAAGGACAAAGAAGAAGAGAUUCUCAAGGACAUUCAGCCAAUUGUGUUGCUCACUAAGGACAUUCUCCAUUCUCGAAGGUACAUGGAUGGAGAGCAACUGAGUGCGGAGGACGAGAGAGCCGUUGUAGACAAUCUCCUUGCUUACCAUCCCCGCUCUGAAGAUAAGAUUGGUUGUGGCCUUGAAUCCAUCAUGGUUGAUCGUCAUCCUCAAUUUCGACAAUCAAGGUGUCUUUUUGUUGUAAGAACUGAUGGUGGCUGGAUUGAUUUUUCCUAUCAAAAGUGCCUUCGGGAGUAUAUUAGAGAUAAGUACCCAAUGCAUGCAGAAAGGUUUAUUCGAGAACAUUUUAGGCGUGGGAGGGAGUGAUUGAAUCGGUAUAUAGUGGAGUCUGUGUUUUAAUUUUGGUGUCACGGUAUGUGAUAAUAUGACUACUUUUUAGUGUCUUUAUUAUUAUUAUUCAGUUUUUUCUGCUUAUUAUUCAACUGCUUGUGCUGGGUGAUAAAUAUGACUGAAUGGUAUAUCAACCUUAUUGUUAAAGGAACAUCUAAAAUGACUGAGUGAACUUUAGUUUGUCCGUGAUGCAGAAGCUUGUGGAAGGACUUAGGUCACUGGUUGGCAAUUAGGAAUGAAAUUUUGUUGGUUGACCUCCAAUAUUGUGUGAAAUUUACUUCUGUCAUAAGUACUCCCACCUGUGAACCUGUCAUUUGUUGUUUUAAAAUACAUUAAGAAUGAUUAAAAUUAAAAUUAAGCCAUUAUAGAUAAAAUAAUAGUGUGUUGGCAGACUUGUUUGGCUUACCAUACUCAAAACAACUCAAUUGCUCAAAUGAUUUGGGCAAGAAGAAUGACAUUAAAAAACCUUACUCAUAAAGACAAGAAUGCAAGACUGCAAACACAGCCAAAUAAAAAACUCAAACAUUCCUACCUUGUCCCACUUUUUUAGGUUUCAUUUUUUCUUAUUCUUCCUUGUUUAUAUGUUUAGUGUAAGAGAGUUUAGGGUCCUUCAACAUGAAUGUCCCCAGUCUGAAAGCACAAACCCUGCAAAUUCUCAUACGAAACCCAGUAUUUCUAUUCCUUGACAAUGGAGUUAUGAAGUAAUACAUCCAUUGAGC
Molecule: messenger RNA, 1576 nt
Organism: Arachis ipaensis
Lineage: Eukaryota; Viridiplantae; Streptophyta; Magnoliopsida; Fabales; Fabaceae
Product: protein DCL homolog, chloroplastic
Biological process (GO): chloroplast rRNA processing; chloroplast organization
Cellular component (GO): chloroplast
Source: RefSeq, a predicted model, not a curated record